GACUGGGUCUCUAUGCAUGGCUGCUCCGGUGCUGGCUUGCCUCGGCCUUCGGCCGCCUGUCCAAAAAGAGGAAGCUUCUUCUUGCGCGCCAUGGUGGAAAUCGAGGUGCUUCCAGCUAGCAUCUUCAAUCUCCAUCGUCGGAGCCACUACUUGGGCUGCUCUGAUUUUUCCGCUUCCAGGUGGCUGCAGCUUGAAAGGCAGAAACUUCAAUGAGUACGCACUGGCUCUCAGCACUGCGAUGGCAGGUCUUGGAGCCUUGUGGACAUGGCUAGUGGCACCGAGCAAGCACAUUCUUUGGGCGUCCUAUUUCUUGUUCCUCAAUUGGUUUGAGGGCUUCAUCACUUUCUACUUGAUUUUGCUGAUCCGAUGUGAUUCCUCUAGCCAUAAUCUCUCGCUAGAUUUUCUGUACAAGGUCUUCUUCUUCAGGACAGCCCUCCUUGCUUGUGAGAUGGUUUGCCUACAAGCCCUUGUUGAAAAUCGGCUGAAGAGUCUUUGGCAUGUACCCAGCCAUUCCAAUUGUUUUGACACAUUUCUUUUUGCAGCAGAAACUUCUACCCUUUGCUUUGGCAUCAUAGCGAUGAUCCUCCAGCUACUCUUCCCACUGGAUUUGGGUUUGUGGUGGGUCCAACUGCUUCUUUUGUCGUGCGCCUUUGUGGUCCCAAUGGGCUUCGUCGCAUGGGCAGUGCAGGUGCUCUUGAGAUUGUGUUGUGUCUUUGCCACAUUCCAGCGAGCUUUACGGCGAGUCAAGCGGGAAGAGCUCAAUGGUGUGAAGUCGUUGAGAGCGAGCCGAUGGGAGGUUCAGUUGCAAGCUGCUGGAGUGAUCUUUAGUUUGAGCACCACAUUCGUUUUGGUGGGUGCCAUUGUGGAUAUGUAUAUCAUCGCUCAAGAUGGUGCUGACCCGUCUGACUUCUUGAGAGGGGUUCUGGCAGCCUGCGCCAACUUGAUUUUGAAUACUGUGGGAGCCGUGUUGCUCUCCGGUGCUCACCGGCUACUUUGGUGGACCCCAGGGUCAGAGAGAAGUUCACAGCUUCAUGCAGCCGCUCGUCUCUGUAAACUCAAUGCUUUUCGAAAGUCAACAAGCACCAAAGGACCGCUGCAACAAGCAUGGAAGACCGACAAGGGAGCAGAAUGGGAAGAAAAAACUGCAGAACUUGCAGCGCGGGGCAUAUCUUUGCGCAACCUUCUGACUUUCUACAAAUUGCUGGGCGAUUCGGUCAUGCCAUCGUACGAACCAUCCAGGCACUCCACCAACGAUGUGGUGAGACUUGCGAUCAUCCCAUUGACUGCUGCCCACAGCAGCUCAUAUGCUGAACAGGUCAACCAGGGGAGGAAAAUGAUUCCAAAGAAGAUGGUCACCCAUAGCUGGUCUAACCUCUUUCGCGACUUGCUGGCGAGUGUCUUGGCUGAUGCACUGGGAGAACACACCUUCGAAUUUCUGGCGCGGCUGCUGUCAGACAGAGCUGGGACCGAGCUGGUCGAGCAAAUGCUGCUUUCUUUAGGUCGCCUUGAUGACAGCUACUGGAUUUGUGCUUUCGCAGUGAACCAGCAUAGUGGAAUCUGUGGGGCCAACCCAAAUGGAAAUGUUGAUCCUGUUACACUGAUACCUCAUCCGAUUUGUGACUGCGGCAAGCCGAAGAUGUUCAACAAGACACCACCCUUGAAUUCGGAGGGGGAGAGCAUCCAGUGCGAGAUGAACAAAUUCGAUGAUAUGAUGGCCUACCUGGCUGGCAAAGACGAGUCCUUCGCAGAGGUGAUCGCUGUGGACGAGAAGCUGGAUCUAUUUGAAAGGGCUUGGUGUAUGGCAGAGGUCGCGGAGGCGAAGCAGAUGGGCAUGGAACAGAAUUUGAAGCUUCGAAAUAAGGAAACAUUAAUUAUUCGACAGAACACUUUGAGAGGCCUUGAUGUGAAACAAAUGCAAGCGAGCCGGCCGGAAGAUGUAAAAGCAAUCCUGGCAAAGAUUCCUGACACGAAAGCUUUUAACGACUACCUGCAAGACCUGAUCUUUGACCAAAAUUCAGGGCUAUUGACAAAUUGGCACAAGGCAGAUGCCUUGCAGCAGAUGGAAGAAGCAUCUCGAGUUUUGAGAUGGGCAAGGAUUUCUGAGGCCGAAGAUGGUGCAAUCAUUUGGAGGGAAUGGGUUUCUUAGACCACGCAGAUGGGUGUGGGUCAAUAUCAUAUAUCACCCC
Molecule: messenger RNA, 2186 nt
Organism: Cladocopium goreaui
Lineage: Eukaryota; Dinophyceae; Suessiales; Symbiodiniaceae
Source: the annotation of a GenBank genome assembly